CACCGUCUUAUCUCUAAAUGCUUCUUUACCACCCGUAUUUGCUUCGCCAUGACUGUUACUUCAGCUUGCUGUGCACUAAUUUGUUUUGGUUUAAUAUAAUAAUAAAUAUCUUACCAUCUCCCUCUCUUUUUCUCUCUCGCUUUGUUUGCAAUUUGCGGACCUCGGAACCAGAAUUCCUCUCCAUCGGCCACUCUAUUUGGUUCCGGAGAUGCCAUGUCUAGCGAGUAUUAGUACAGCGCAAUUCCGAUGCUAAUAGUGCUAUCUCCAUCGACGGGGAUUCAGUUUGAUAGAGAGAAUUUAAUUUAUAGGAUUCACGUCGUUUUUUGUUUUUGAAAUUUUCUUCAAUUUUGGAGCAUACUCCACAUGGCGUCUCCAGUCGGUCGUCUCGCUAGGCCUUGCUUUGAGGGGCCGUCCAGCAAUGAUGAAAGAAGAGAAUCGAAAUUGGAUUUUGAGAACUCGGAGGAUGACAAGAGAACUAGAAUUGGGAAUUUGAAGAUGAAAGCCAUGAAGGCUUCUAGUAAAUUUAGACAUUCUCUUAAGAGAAGAAGCAAGAAGAAACUUGAAGUUGGAGUAUCUUCUGUUUCAAUUGAGGAUGUUAGGGAUGCGGAGGAGUUGCAGGCUGUGGAUGCAUUUCAACAGGCCCUUAUUUCAGACGAUUUGCUUUCUGCCAAACAUGAUGAUUAUCAUGUGUUGUUGAGAUUUUUGAAAGCUAGAAAAUUUGAUAUUGAGAAAGCAAAGCAUAUGUGGGCAGCCAUGAUUCAAUGGAGGAAAGAUUUUGGAGCUGAUACAAUCUUGGAGGAUUUUGAGUUUAGUGAGUUGAAUGAAGUGCUAAAGUACUACCCUCAAGGGUUCCAUGGAGUUGAUAAGGAGGGAAAACCGGUUUACAUUGAGAUUCUGGGAAAAAUUGAGGCUAACAAGCUCAUGCACGUAACAACUUUGGAAAAAUAUGUGCGAUACCACGUACAGGGGAUGGAACAUUGUCUUGCAGUUAAGUUUCCAGCUUGCUCAGUUGCUGCUAAGAGGCACAUAGAUUCGACUACAACAAUUUUGGAUGUUCGCGGCGUGGGUCCACGAAACUUAACCAAGUCUGCCCGAGAGCUCAUCAUGCGAUUGCAGAAAAUUGACGGUGACAACUAUCCUGAGACACUUUAUCGCAUGUUUAUCAUUAAUGCUGGUCCUGGUUUUAGACUACUUUGGAACACUGUGAAAUCCUUUCUUGAUCCUACGACAGCUACCAAGAUUCAUGUCCUUGGUAACAGGUACCAGAAGAAAUUACUGGAAAUAAUAGAUUCAAGUGAGUUGCCUGAAUUUCUUGGUGGUUGCUGUACCUGUGCUGAUGAAGGAGGUUGUAUUAGAUCUAAUAAGGGUCCAUGGAAAGAUCCAAAUAUAUUAAAGAUGGUUGAUAAUGGCGGAGCACGGUAUUCUAGACAGAUCGUUACAGUUUGUGACAAUGAUGGCAGGGUGAUUGCUUGUGAGAAGCCGCACAAUGCAAUGGGGAAAAGUAGUGACACAUCUACUGCAGAGUCAGGAUCCGAGGUCGAGGAACGUGCUUCUCCUAAACCAAAUAAGAGCUAUUUGGACCCAAGCUUGGUUCCUGUAUGCGAAGAAGCUAGUAUGGCUGGUAGGGGAAGCUCUCUGGUUGGCUUAUCUGAGUAUGAUGAAAACAUCCCCAUGAUUGACAAGACUGUUGAUUUGGAAUGGAAAAAACAAGUGCCUCUGAAGAUUGAGGAGACGUGCACUUCCAGAGAAACACCCUCUCUGAUGAGCAGAGAUGGUACUCCAAAGGGAAUUUUUGUUCAUGUUUGGGCUUUAGUAAUGGGCUUCUUCAUUAGCCUCUUUAUUAUCGCCCAAUCGAUGAUGAUAUGGGUAAUUAGGACACGUUCUGUGCCUGGAAACACCACCAACAUGCCUGACCUGACUCUGGAUAUGAAGCCCAAGGAAUGCUUCCCUGAUGUCUGCUCAUCUAUCAUUAAAAGGCUGCAUGAACUUGAGGAGAAGGUUGAUAUGCUGCAGGCAAAGCCUUCUGAGAUGCCUCGUGAGAAGGAGGAGUUGCUAAAUGCUGCUGUUUAUCGUGUGGAUGCACUGGAAGCGGAGCUAAUUUCUACUAAAAAGGCUCUGCAUGAAGCCUUGAUUAGGCAGGAAGAACUUCUUGCCUACAUUGACAGAGUGGAGCGAGCCAAGUUGCAAAAGAAGAAAUGUUGCUGGUGAAGUGGAGAUUAAUGUACAGCACGAACUAUACUACGAAUACAAAAUUCGGUACAAUGUAAAAUGAGAAAUCCAUGGCAUUCUUCCAAUUUGAGAAGUGCAUAAGUUCUCUUCAAGGAAGCCGUCUCCUAGUGUAAAGUUGCUCCUGUAUUAGAAAGACCAAAUUAUUGGUAUGAUUAUGAAAUAAAUAACUAGAAAAUUUAGUUUUAAAUCGUUUAGGAGCUUUUUAUUUACUAAUCUAUAUCAUCCCAUAGAUUCUUAAUUCAGUAAUUCAGAAUUGAUCAGUAGAUAGAAUUUAAAAGCACCUAGUUUGGAGAUAGAACUAUGUUGUUUUUAUUCCCUAAGGUGCCUGACAGUUGGAAUGGAGCCGCUUCAGUUCACAUUAGCAUGGUGGUUCCCCCAGUUGUUUGUGCUGUGAGAAGAAAGUCUUUCUUGAGAUUGAAUGUGUUUCUGAUCAAAGAAAC
Messenger RNA from Tripterygium wilfordii, 2669 nucleotides. RefSeq names its product phosphatidylinositol/phosphatidylcholine transfer protein SFH6-like. Bases 364 to 2208 code for a protein of 614 amino acids. The transcript is spliced from 15 exons. Lineage: Eukaryota; Viridiplantae; Streptophyta; Magnoliopsida; Celastrales; Celastraceae. The record is from RefSeq and is a predicted model, not a curated record.